Messenger RNA from Entamoeba invadens IP1, 1017 nucleotides. RefSeq lists its product as hypothetical. The transcript has a single exon. NCBI's taxonomy places the organism in Eukaryota, Evosea, Mastigamoebida, Endamoebidae. Gene Ontology annotation, molecular function: calcium-dependent cysteine-type endopeptidase activity. Bases 1 to 1017 code for a protein of 338 amino acids. Gene Ontology annotation, cellular component: cytoplasm. Gene Ontology annotation, biological process: proteolysis. The record is from RefSeq and is a predicted model, not a curated record.
AUGCCCGUUGGUUCUAUCGACAUGAAACAAUAUAAUGAGGACACUCUUUUUUCAAAACUUAUUGAUUUUGACAAUAAAGAGUAUUCAAUGUGUGUAAGUAUUAUGACUGAAAGUGAUCUAAAUUUAGAAGAAACAGUGGGUCUUCUAACCCAGCAUGCAUACACCCUUCUUGGUGCAUAUGAAGUCGAUGGUCAUAAGUUGCUUAAAAUACGAAAUCCUUGGGGAAAAUGCGAGUGGACAGGGAAAUGGAGUGAUGAAGACUCUUCAUGGACUCAAGAAAUGAAAGAUGAAUUAAAUGUGGUUGUCGCAGAUGAUGGUAUUUUUUAUAUGGAAAUUGGAGACUUUGUGCACUAUUUUGAAAUCAUCAAUGUUGUGUAUUACAACGAAAAAUUAAAAUAUAUAAAAACCAUAGAUUUGGCAAUUCAAAACAAUCAAAUUGAAAUUCGAGCAAAAUUGGAAGGCGAAGUUGUUAUAACUUUAAUACAGAAAAUUGAAAAGUUGAAUGCAUUAAGAACUUGGACUUUGGAUUUGGAUGAUAAUUUAAUAGGCGGAGAGUCUGGAAAGACUUUUAAUAUGAACCCAACUGUAAAAGGAGAAAAUAUGACAGUCGUAGCCGGAGAGUACAAAAUAAUAGCUGACAUGUUUCCGGGUAAGUCUGCACCUAAUAGAGCAGUGUUUAAUAUGAUGAUUAGAAGUGACCAUGAAGCGAGUAUUCAAAGUGUUACUGAUAUCACUAACGAGAAUGAAUACAAUUAUUUCACACGUGAAGAACUAGCAAAUGUGAUAAGAUGUGAUCAAUGCAAGAAACCUAUUGCUCAUUGGGAAAUGGUGCAAUGCAGUGUCGGGACUUUCCACCAAAAAUGCUUUGUAUGUGAAAUUUGUGGAGAGCCUUUGGUGGGCAGUUAUACAAUCUGUGAUGGAAAGAAAACAUGUCAAAGAUGUGCCGAAAAUCCAGAGGAAGGUAUUGAUACUAAAAAUAGACGAAGUAAUGAAAACAGUGUUGGUGGAUCAUUUUAA